UUGAAAGUGAAGACUGGUUAGUGGUCAGUGGACGAUCGGAGUAGUGAGUGGAGUCGCUCAGCGAGCAGUCGCGAAAGCGUUAUAACCAGUUGCAACAAGUGCAAACAAGACGCGAGUUAUUUGUUUGCCAGAAGGAUUUCGACAAAAGUAUCGAGCACGGAACGAGUUGGCAAUUUUCAAAUACAACGUUAAAUUAUCAUAAAGUGACUGAAAGACACGCGCGAGCGUCAAGAAUCGAACCGUUAUGCAAACAACGAUGUGUCAAACGAUGGACUGCAGGUGCCAAAAAUCUACGCGAACAAGAAACACUUGGGCGUCCCGUUUGCUGUUAUUUGCAAUUUUUAAUCUUUGGGCGGUGCAGCAAGUGCAGUCCAUGCCCUCCAGGGAUGUGACAGAACUCGAUUCCUUCUCCAGGACCCGAAUUCCGGUAGAAUCUCACCGGCGAAAUCCCGAGGUCCGAGAAACAACGUCGAACAACAGAGUGAGAAGUCGAGGAGAAACGAUCCCGGAAAGUCGACGAAACAGCGGCAAUAUCAACUUUCCAGAGGAAGAUGUAAAUCACCGUAACACUUCGACGCGUUUCACGGUUCCUGUCCGGAUGAAAUCCUGCACUGGUCAGACAUACUGCGAGGAAGUUGAGUCUUAUCCCGAGGAUAUCGUGAGGAGCGUAUUAAGGAGAAAUGAAAAUUUGAAGAUAUUCGCCGGCAUCGACGAAAUCCAGAUCGAUCAUAGGCUAAAUCCAUCCGAAGGUACCGAAUCGCUUUGCAAUGCGGAGGUAAGGGUCAUAUUUCCAAAAGAGGGGGAAACCGAUACAGGCGAUCGGCUGCUCAUACUCCAGGAUCCCGCGAGUGGUUUCAAGCAGGGUGUGCAAAUCGAGAGCUGCGGAACAGGGCAGAACGGCGGCGCUUGCAAGAUAAUCGACAAGGCCAUCCUCGGAUACAAGACGGAAUGCACACAGAAGUACGUUUACAGAGUAAUGGCUGCGCUCUCGAAAGACAUGAAGGGGGAAAAGGCACGCGUCAAAAUGCCCUCGAGCUGCUGUUGUCAGAUACAGUUUGUCGGCUCGCGAAUCGGCGGUCGCAUCGGGAUCGACAAGGAUCAAAGUCCAGCGCAAUAUACGAAGACCUCACACUCGCGACGCAAUUGAGUUGACAAUAUUUGUUCGACUGCGUUUUUACCCCUAUUUUUUUUUUUUUUUUUCUUUUAGUCUUCAUCUUACUCCAAUAUGUUUGUCGAAUUUAAGUUAUUCGUUAUGUUAUAAUUUACGUUUGUGAAUUAAUUGAGGGGAGAUAAAGAGGGGGAAAAAAAAAGAAGGAUAAAAGUGAAAGCUUCUGUGAGAAUUAAACUUUAUCGCCACAUAUACAUCGUAGCGUGAUUUUUUAUUAUCUUCGAUUGUCAACUUUCAUUUCAUUUUCUCGUUUCUCUUUCGUCCAUUUGAUUCUAUUUUUUUUAUUAAUUUUUUUUUCGUUCUAUUUCAUUUUUUUGUUGCCGUUCUUCAAGCCAAAAAUAUUGGGCAAGAUUUAAAUCAAUAUUUUUAUUCAAAUUGUAGGGCAUAUAUAUGAUAACCUACGUUGUGUGUAAUAUUAUAAACGCUACGAAAUUAUAUAGAAUUUAGCGAUGACGCUUAUUCUAAACCGAAUCAUAUUAUAGGCGCAGUACCGUGACUCAAUUCCUAUUAAAUUUUUGAUGACGUAACACGUUCGACGCAGUUCUACCGUUGUAUAUAACGUGACCUUAAACCAUGUUACGCGCAAAACCAGGUGCAUUGUGAACGAAAACAUCAAGUUUUACCAUUAUCGUAAUGAUUUUUAUUUUCUCAUAUUAUUCUUAGCAUUCAUCGGUAUGCAUAAUUGUUAAUGAAAUGUCUUCGUGACAUUUAAUUGUAAGAAAACGCAGUUGAAGUGAAAAUAUUAUAAAUACAAUGGAAUAAAAAAUCGAAAAUCAAAAGCCACAAUAUUUUAAACACCAAAGUAGCGUUUACAUUAGGCGUACUGUAUUUUAUUUGCUUUAAAUAAUUCAUCAUAAUCAAGUAGGUACUUUAUAACUUAAUGACCUUUUUCGCAUUUAAAUGCUUCGUUAUUACGUCGAUUAUUUCGUUUAGAUAUGAAAAAAAAAAAAUUGAAGAGCAAAAUAACUUUCAAAUCUUUGAAGAAAAAUUACUCUAUUAUAAUUAUCGUUAUUGUAUCUUGUUCUUAAAUUAGAUACGCAGAGUAAGUAAUCUUCUUUCCAGAUUUGUAGAUACACGAUUCGUUAAAUCGCGUCAUAGACUGUAUCAUUAUUUUGUAAUAUGUACUUAUUACCCUGAUUAUUUCGAAUGAAAUGUACGUUUAAAUAAACGUAUUAUAAUGUUUAUACACAA
Molecule: messenger RNA, 2359 nt
Organism: Neodiprion fabricii
Lineage: Eukaryota; Metazoa; Arthropoda; Insecta; Hymenoptera; Diprionidae
Exons: 6
Coding region: 245-1147 (300 amino acids)
Biological process (GO): regulation of Toll signaling pathway; innate immune response; central nervous system formation
Cellular component (GO): extracellular region
Molecular function (GO): growth factor activity; Toll binding
Source: RefSeq, a predicted model, not a curated record